GAAGAUCUUCCUCGCCUUUGCUCUCUCCGCCGCUGCUGCUGCUACCUCGGAUCGUAUCAACGUCAACGCCAACCUGGGGAAGAGAUCGCCUCUUCUCGAGGAUCGGUCCAUCAUCUGCAGGAACCCAGGUUGGAUUCCUGCUUGUCCUGGUAUGUACACACAUAUACAUGUAUACAUUCGAGAGACCUUCUGACAUCUCGUACAGUCGGCAUCCCAUGCAUCCCGCCCGGCGGCAUCUGCUGCUCGGAUGGAAUCCACUACGCGAUGCCGCCGGACACCUGCCCUGAUGGCACGGAGCCCGUGGCGACGGCGAUUCCGGGGUCGGACUCGAGCUCGACGUCGACUUUGACAACUACUUUGACUUCGACUUCCACUUCCACUUCUAUUUCUACUUGGACUUCGACCUCGACUUCGACUUCAAUCACCACACCGUCACCAACUACCGUAUCCUCCACUCCGGUGUACACGCCAUCCACUCCGUCAGUGAAACCAUCAUCUACUCCGGCCUCUAGUGCGUCUGUGUCCUUCAUCAAGACCCCGACUCCAUCUACCUCUUCUCCGCCUCUCUUCACGGGCGCAGCGUCCUCGCUGAGGGCAGGUGCUGUGAUGGCUGGAAUGGGGGCUGCGAUUAUGGCUCCCGCCGUGCUAGCGGUAUUCUGA
This is a messenger RNA of Rasamsonia emersonii CBS 393.64, 660 nucleotides long. RefSeq lists its product as uncharacterized. NCBI's taxonomy places the organism in Eukaryota, Fungi, Ascomycota, Eurotiomycetes, Eurotiales, Trichocomaceae. The annotation marks the transcript as partial. The transcript has a single exon. The record is from RefSeq and is a predicted model, not a curated record.